This is a messenger RNA of Paralichthys olivaceus (Japanese flounder), 3367 nucleotides long. It is a transcript of the gene ush1ga, whose product is annotated as Usher syndrome 1Ga (autosomal recessive). The record is from RefSeq and is a predicted model, not a curated record. Gene Ontology annotation, molecular function: protein binding. Gene Ontology annotation, biological process: sensory perception of light stimulus; sensory perception of sound; equilibrioception. NCBI's taxonomy places the organism in Eukaryota, Metazoa, Chordata, Actinopteri, Pleuronectiformes, Paralichthyidae.
GAUGUACUUCCUGGUGACGUGGAUAUAAACAAACCCGUGUGCUGAGGACCCUCGGUGAGUGUGGCUUGAAACGUGCCUGACUCAAAGACCAGAGAAGUCCCUCAUCUGGACCACUUUGACCACCGGGAGCACUGUUGCACGCUCUGCGCACUGCUGCGUCCUUGGAUACCGGCGACGCGCUCUGCCUGUCUCUCCUGCACCGUCCAGCAGCCGGAGAACCAGCGGGGGCGAAUGGGAACUCCAGCCGGUCUGUUCCCACCUAAUGCCCGCAUGAAGACAACGACGAUGGUGUUGAUGAAGCGGAAAGGAGUCGAGCAGGGCGGACAAACUGUGCGCCAUGAAUGACAGGUACCACAAGGCGGCCCGGGACGGCUACCUGGACCUGCUGAAGGAGGCGACGCGGAAGGAUCUCAACGCGCCGGAUGAGGAUGGCAUGACACCGACGCUAUGGGCUGCCUUUCACGGCAACCUGGAGGCUCUGCGGCUCAUCGUGGCGAGGGGAGGAAACCCCGACAAGUGUGACAUGUGGGGGAACACGCCGCUUCACCUGGCGGCUGCCAACGGUCACCACAACUGCCUCUUCUUCCUGGUGUCUUUUGGUGCCAACAUAUGGUGCCUGGACAACGACUACCACACGCCGUUGGACAUGGCCGCCACAAAGAAUCACAUGGAUUGCGUCCGCUACCUGGAUUCCAUCGCGGCCAAACAGACGGGCCUCAACCCCAAGCUGGUCGGCAAGCUGAAGGACCGGGCGUUUCGUGAUGCCGAGAGACGGAUCAAAGAGUGCAUGAAGAUGCAGAAGAAACACCAGAAACGCAUGGAGCAAAAGUUCCACAAGGAGGCGUCUGAGGCGUCUGCAUCUGACGUCAUGAGUUUUUCCAGUUACACCAGCAGCUCUAUUAGCCACAAGCUGCGCAGCUUCAAUGCUGCUACCGUCAGUGUGCCAUAUUCACAGGCUACUCUCCAUGCCACAAAUCGAGGGAAGACAAAGAUACAGAAGAAGCUGGAGAAGAGGAAACAAGGAGACGGGUCCUUUAAAAUCUAUGAAGACGGACGAAAGAGUGUGCGCUCCCUCUCUGGACUUCAGCUGGGCAACGAUGUCAUGUUUGUCAAACAGGGGACGUAUGUAAACCUGAAGGACCGCGGCCGCCGCAAUGUCCGUGACAUGUUCCCCAGAGACAAUGACGAUGCCAUUUCACGUGCCAUGAGCGAGCCGGAUCUCCACAGGUCCGAUGUGGACUAUUCUGAGAUCAGCACCGACUCGGGACAUGAUUCCCUGUUCAACCGGCCCGGUCUGGGCACCAUGGUCUUUAGGAGGAACUAUGUGAGUGGGGGGAUGUUUGACAUCAGUGGUCGGGAUGACACCAGUGCAGACCAGUCCGGCAGUAAUGUGCGCUUACGCAGUCGGCUGCAGCCAUACCCGAGUCUAGAUGAAGACAGCAUCGGCAGCGCACGCAGCCUACAGGAGAGGAACGUUGAGGAGCUGCCCUGGGAUGAAGUUGAGUUAGGGCUGGACGAUGAUGAUGAGCCGGAGACAAGUCCUCUGGAAGUCUUCCUGGCUUCACAGAGCAUGGGUGAGUUUAACUCCAUCUUCAAGAGGGAGAAGAUUGAUCUUGAAGCACUGCUGCUGUGCUCUGACCACGACCUUAAGAGUAUCCACAUCCCCUUAGGCCCGAGGAAAAAGAUCUUAGAAGCCUGUAAGAGACGGCUGGAGACCAUAGAGGACCCGGACCGCAUCGAGGACACAGAGCUGUGAUGUUUGACAUUUUCAUUUGCACAGUGUGGUGAGGAACAACAACAUAUUGUUUUUUUAUGUUGUCUCUGUGCUCCAGCACACUGGAUAUAAUGUGAAAUAAAAUACGUGAAGGAGUGCCAACAUUCAACCUAUAUUUGAGUGUGUCCACAUCAGAUGAAGAGUGUGCGACUUAUGGACCUUGCUAUGGAAGAAGAAUCUGCGUUUUUUAGAUGGUGCAGCUGCACCUUGCUGGUGCAAUCCUGCCUUUCUUGACGUGUCACCGUUGUGUUUGCAAAUGUAAUUUUCCACAAACACAAUGUGGACCCGCUCAUGGCUGGGCUAUCUACUUGGGUCGGGUUCAGACACAAAAAACAUAAUGCCUGUUGGGUUGGAGUCAGGCUCGGUUCAGUUUUCUCUCAGGCUUGGUUGGGUUCGAACAGAACAGUCACACUCUAGGCUUCACUACAAUCAGCUGACUUCUUGCUUAUUUUCGGGCCUUCGUUCCUCAGGUCUGGUUUUCAUUAGCAUUGAAGCAUGUGUUACUUUAGAUUUAGAUAAAAUGGCAAACCUUUCCGGUAAAGAUCCUCCAGACAAAAACACUUGGCUGUUUAUUUACUCCUGUUGUCGUGAUGCAUUAUAUUAAAUCUGGAGGACAACAUAUAGGACAGCAUAUAAGAAGAAUGACUUUUUACUUUAUGGAUGUGAACAUUCUCGAACACUCUUUUAAGUUAAUAUAUCAGGAUCAUAACCUUGCAGGGAUACGUUUUAAAUUCAUUUAGCUGGAUUUGAGACGAUAAAUAAAAAAGAAAUACCUGUCCAAAUUUUAAUGGACCGCUUCGGACAAGUUGCUUCUUGCUGUUUAGCCACUGAGAAAAUGUGCUGUGUAAAGUGAUCCUCUUUGGUUACAAACAUGGAUUCUCCAGCUAUGUGCUCAUCCAUCUUUAAAGGUCAGUGGACCAUUGUGGAGUGAAUGUCACGGGGAGGACUUAAUGAUUUACCUCAUCUUUUAACCCGGUGGUAACAAAGGAGAGAUAAUACUGUCAAGAUGAAUGCGUCCAGCAAGAAGACACGAGUGAGAUAAAUUCUUAACAGGAUUGUUUUACAGCGCUGGCCUCAGGACGAUCAGAUCUGAAAAUAUCUCUGUAAGUCCACUGGUUGGAGGCCUCUGUGCUGCAUGGUUUAACAAACUGAAAGACGAUUAUAGAGUGUAGUGUCGUGCAGUGUUGUUGAACACCAUGUGGCUUUGUCAACAAAGAGUUGAUUGUGGGGUCUGUGUCCCCUGAAUGUGUUUGCCCCCGUGGGGUAAAUCCUACCACCUCAUUGCUUGUGCCUGUGCAUUUGCUUAAAAGUGUAUUUUUGUCCUAAAAAGACAUUUGACAUCGACUUUGUAACUUUACAAUAACCAUUGAGCAGCAUUUUCAUUUUCACAUGCUUUUUCCUUGCUGAUGCAUUUUUGUCUCUGCAGGCCAAUUGUUCAUUGAGAUUACUGUUGUGAUUUUGUAAAACCCUGUAAAAACAGCAUAUUGAGAUUAUUUUAUAAAACACUUUAUUACUGCAUACACUAGGAGGAUUUUAAACCUUUGUAUGUCACUCAUGUCUGCCUUGACAAUUUAUCUUCCAACUGUUUUCAUA